Molecule: messenger RNA, 2100 nt
Organism: Hansenula ciferrii
Lineage: Eukaryota; Fungi; Ascomycota; Saccharomycetes; Phaffomycetales; Wickerhamomycetaceae
Product: Peptide-N4-(N-acetyl-beta-glucosaminyl)asparagineamidase A
Exons: 1
Coding region: 1-2100 (699 amino acids)
Source: RefSeq, a predicted model, not a curated record
AUGAGUGGUGAAUACAUUGAUGAGAAAGAGGCUGGUCCUGUUCAGAAUGAUGCGGUGUUACAACAACAAUUGAAGAAAAAAGAUGCUUUAAUGAAGAAAUUUUAUUUACCAUUCUUUAUAAUGGGUAUUAUUACAUUAUGGUAUAGAGGUGUUUUCCAAAUGAAUUGUCAUAAUAAUAACCAUGAAUUUAAUGAACUUGUCGAUAAUCAUAAUGAUAUUAGUAUAACACCUAAUUCAAAUUUUGAGAAAGAUUAUACUAAAACUUUUGAAAUUCAAUUACCAAUUAUUUAUGAUGAUCUAAUUCAUCAACAAACUAUAUUGAAUCAUAGUUUUGGUAACUCUUGGGGUGUUCCAGCUAAAACAAGUUUUAAACCUGAUAUUGAUUCAUCAAAAUUCAAUCGAGUUGUUCUUAAUUUGGAAACUUGGGUUGAUGGUGUUCAAUAUGAUAGAUUAGCUCAUGUUUUCAUUGAUGAUAUUCCUGUGUGGAGAACUUCCACUGUGGAACCAGGUAAUAGUUUAGUUUAUUCAGAAUCUUCAAAAGAUGUUUCUAAAUAUUUAAGUCUUUUCCAAAAAGAUGAAAUUGAUGUCACUUUCCAAUUGGAUAAUUUGGUUAGAGGUAAUUUAAAUGGAGCUUUCAAUACAACUUUAUCCAUCUUGUAUUAUUAUCAAAAAGAACAUAUAGAUUUAACUGAUCCUGCUUCAUAUUUCCAAAUUUCAAAUAGACCUGCUCAAAGGAUUUCCAAAAUUCAUAAUGUGAAACCAAAUAAAACUCCAUUAUUAUAUUAUCCAAGUGAUAAAUUAGAUUUUACAAUUCCAAUUAUUAAUUCAAAUACAACAAAUUUAAAAUUAAAUUUAUACACAUCAGGUAAUGCAGCUGAAGAAUUUUGGUAUUCAAAUGUAUUGGAUCAAUACAAGAAUAAAUUUUCAAAUCAUGGUCAUAGUUUAUUAGGUCAUGGUCCAGUUCGUGUGGUUAAUGUUUAUUUAGAUGGUAUUAAGAUCAGUUCUACUGCACCAGAACCAAUAAUUUUUUCAGGUGGGAUUUCACCAUCUUUAUGGAAACCAAUAAUUGGUGUUAAUGCAUUUGAUAUUAAACCUUUAGAAAUUGAUUUAACUUCAUUUUUACCAAACUUAUGGGAAAAUGGUGGGAAAUUAGAAAUUGAAAUUACAAAUGGUGAAGAACUUGGUAAAGUUGCACAAAAUUGGAUCACAGCUGUUGAUUUAUUACAUUGGGAAUCCAGUGAAAUUGAAUCAAGUUUUGGUGAAGUUGAACGUUUUGAUAAUUCAUCAAGUUAUAAAGCAUUUGCAAUUGGUACUUCACCUUCAAAUUUAUUUCAAACUGUUGUUUCAAAACAUUCAUCUGAAAUUUUCAGUAAUUUAACUUUUAAUUUAUUCAAUGGUACUCAAUUACCAAUUAAAUUACAUACAAUUUCAGAUGCAAGCUUUACAAAUUUCCAAGCUUAUAGUAAUUAUGGUGAUUCUCAAUUAGUCACAUCAGUUACUUCAAAUGGAUUUAAAUCUGAAAUUAUUAAAGAUGAUGAAGUAAUUGCUAAAUUAACAAAAUCAAAGGUUUUCCCAUUAUAUAUAACUUUAUUAACUGAACCUGUUAUUAAUUAUGAUAUCUCUUAUGAUGUUAAUAUUACUCAUGCUUAUCAAAAUGAUAUUAAAAUUGAUGAUCAAAGAGUUUAUCAUGUUAAAUCUGUUCAAAAUGGUACUUCAAGUUUUACAUUAUCUCCAAAGGGGAAUCAUGGAUUUGGUAGUACUGAACAAAACUAUACUGCUCAUUUAAAGGAACCUUUCCCAAAAGUUCAUGUAAAAGAUCAUGUUAUUGCUAUUAAUGGUUCACUUGUUAAUACAUCUGAAUCUGAUUUUAACAACCAAGCCUUAGAAAGUAUUGAAUCAGUCGAUGCUUCAGAAUUUCAAAUGAUUGUUCAAGAAAUUCAAAGAUUGGUUAAAAAUGAUGAACUUUCUUCAGACUUGGCUCAAUAUUUAUUAAGAUCUUUGAAGACUCAUCAAGAAACAAUGGAAUCUAGAAAGAAUGUUGUUAGGGAAAGUAUAAAUGGAUUUGAUGGUCCUUUGCCUAAUAUAGGUAGUCGCCAUUGA